AUGAAGAAUAAGAAGAACGAGCUAUGGAAACUCGAUCUCCUAGAGGUCAAAUUCAAAAAGGCCAGUCCCCGGUUCCCAAAUACGAAAAAGUUGCUCAAUGCGAAGAACAACUCUCAGCUUCUCAAGAAGCUUCCCAGAUCCCAUGACGAAGCUUCCAAGCAGAUUCUAGCAUUGAAAUCAGAUCUUUUCGAGAAAAAGUUCCAUGGAUCUUACAAGAAGUUGCUUCGUGAAGUUCAAAGAAGAUUCAAGCAGGACCAGAGGUCAUGGACCGAUGCCCAGAAGUCAUUAGGUGAGUUUUUCAACAACGAGAAGAAGGUUGAAUUGCUCCUCCAGUCAAGAUUGAUUAAGCUGGUGACCCUGGCCAUUCUCACCACAAAGGAGUUGAAGAUCUCGCCACCAGAUUAUUUUCCAGACCACUUGAAGACUCUAAUAACGGAUAAGAAGAACCCAGCAAACCCAUCGCACUUCUUCAUCACUUACUGUCAGAAUGACAAAGCUCUCAAUGGAUACAUAUCGAAGUUGUGGAAUGCCAAAGAGAUCAAAACCCUUCUUGGAGAGAUCGACUGGUCCUUCAGAAAGAUUAGAGGUGACUUGUCUGAGGCCGAGAAGGAUGCUCGUGCAAAGGCUACUGGCACGAAGGUGAAGAGUGUGAUGAAUGAAGACAACGACGAAGAAGAGAGCGAAGACAGCGAUGAUGAGAGUGGUAGUGAGGAAGAAGGACAUGAAGCAAUGGAUGCAGAGGAAGCGUUUGAUAAGUUUGCUGGGUUCGAUAGUAUGGUUGGAGACUCUGACGAAGAGCAAGAGUUUGUUGCUGAUCCAAACGUCAACUACAACGAAAUCACCGAUGAAGAGGCAUCGGACAGCGAACAAUCUGAAUCAGAGAGCGAAGAUGAUUUCUUUGAAGGCGUUGAGAAGGAGUCUAAGACAACAAAAGUUACCUAUAAACUACCAGAGUUAGCUACCGGAUACUUUUCUGGAGGUUCAGAUGACGAGGAAGAUGUGGACAACGAUAAGGUGGUCAAGGCUGCCACAACCACCAGGAAAAAUAGGAGGGGCCAGCGUGCAAGACAGAAGAUCUGGGAACAGAAAUACGGAAGUGGAGCCAACCACGUCAAGAAGGAAAGAGACAGAGUGGCCAGUGAAAGAGAACAGAGACAGCAAGAGUACGAAGAGAGACAGCGCAAGAGAGAACUUAAGGCCGCACAGGGUUCGGGUGCUAAUGGUGUUCCUCUUGGCACCGGUAAGUCUCUGUCUGCUCCAGCUACGGCAGCAGUGCAUCCAUCUUGGGAGGCCAAGAAGAGGGCAGAGGAGAAAUUGAAGAAUGUCAAGUUCGAGGGUAAGAAAAUCACCUUCGACUAG
Molecule: messenger RNA, 1359 nt
Organism: Sungouiella intermedia
Lineage: Eukaryota; Fungi; Ascomycota; Pichiomycetes; Serinales; Metschnikowiaceae
Source: the annotation of a GenBank genome assembly